AUGUCGUUAAGACUAGGAUAUUAUCUGAAGGAGCUCUGGGAAUUGGACUCCAGCAGCUGUCAGGACAGCACCUUAAACACGGAAGAAUUUCUCCUCUGUCGAAUAAAACGCCAGGGAAACACCCCAAACGUCCCAAUAACAAGUAAGAGGGGACCAAAGACACAAGAAGGGAGCCUCAUGAAGUCAGACGAAAUAAGAGUGAGAGCAAUUAUGGUAUGUAAAGCGCUGGAAGGGUGGUUCUCUAAUCUACAAAGACAAGAGGAUGGGCGGGGGGGUUGGACAGAAGAUAAGUGCAGGAUGACCGAUCUGGGAGUGCCUAGUGGUACAAGAAAUGAAGCAAAUUGUCCGAGGCAUUAUGACAAAGAAGAUUGGCAGACCUUUACUAAAGACACUCCCUUGUAUCUCUGGCAAGAAAGGCAUCGUAGCUUCCAGACUUGUGUGGAUAUAAUGAGUAUCUUCAUUAAUAUAUAUAGUAGCUAUACCUCUAAGAAGGUACAGGCAGCAAGAGAAUCAGGGACAAGCAUCUGUCAAGAAAUGAAUAAAGGUCUAGAAGCCUGGGGUGGGAAGGAAGUAGCUAAGAGGAUAAUGAGCGAAUGGUUUCUGACCAGUCAGGAGGCAAAAAGGCCCGAUUAUAUAAGAAUGAAUAAUGGCCUGCCACUAAAUCAGAACCUGAGUAUAAUACUGAAUAAGAUGCAACUACUAAUAUCGGGGGUGCAGUGUAGUAGGGAUGAUAAGGAGGGAGCCAGCUACAAGGAUAACUGCGUCUUUACAGACCAACCCUCCUGUGAGAUGAUGGGGGGGGAUGAGGAAUCCAUGCAAGGUGAAAAAUUUCAGGAGAUUUUAACAAAGAUAAGGGAAAAGGAAGAGCAGGAGGAGAGGAAGGAAAAGAGGAAGUCUCCACAGUAUCAGGGCAGGGGAGAAUUACCACAGAACAACAUUAUCCCGCACUCCAGGGUCAAGAGGAAUAAUUACCUAUACGGCCAGUGGUGUGGGAGCGUGAGGACCGGAGACCACAUAAAGUUGGUCUCUAGGUAA
This is a messenger RNA of Plasmodium inui San Antonio 1, 1035 nucleotides long. RefSeq lists its product as hypothetical. The transcript has 3 exons. NCBI's taxonomy places the organism in Eukaryota, Apicomplexa, Aconoidasida, Haemosporida, Plasmodiidae. The record is from RefSeq and is a predicted model, not a curated record. Bases 1 to 1035 code for a protein of 344 amino acids.